AGAGAAGCAAUAUGAAAGAGAAAAAAUAAUUUUUUUUAAAAAAAGAAGGAUGUAAAUAAAAGUAGCUAAUGCUACCUACCAAAUGGAGCAAGCACUAAAUAAGUGAAUUGUAACCACUCAUGUUUCUCAACAACUUGGUCAAAUACUCUCUCUUAAUCUUAAGAUUAUUACUAUACUUUUUCUUUCAUAAUUCUCUCUCAGAAAAACAAGAUAUCCCCGAGUCAAUUGCACCUUCUUUUCCUCUCCUUAAUUAUCACUCACCACCUUCCAUUUAUAUUCCUUAAUUCUACCCUCUUUUCUCUCUCUCACCAAAUUACUCUUUUCUUCUCUCUAUCUCUUUGAGCCAAGCAAGUAUGGGUAGAUCUCCUUGUUGUGAGAAAGAGCACACAAACAAAGGUGCUUGGACAAAAGAAGAAGAUGAACGUCUCAUUAACUAUAUCAAGCUUCAUGGGGAAGGUUGUUGGAGAUCUCUUCCAAAAGCUGCUGGCUUGCUAAGAUGUGGCAAGAGUUGCAGACUCAGAUGGAUAAAUUACCUCAGACCUGAUCUCAAGAGGGGAAACUUCACUGAACAAGAAGAUGAUCUUAUUAUCAACCUCCACACCUUACUUGGAAACAAAUGGUCUCUAAUAGCUGCGAAAUUACCGGGAAGAACAGAUAAUGAAAUCAAGAAUUAUUGGAACACUCACAUCAAACGAAAACUCUACAGCCGUGGAGUCGAUCCUCAAACUCAUCGACCACUUAAAGACUCAACAGCAUCCACCACCACAGUUCCACCUCCUAAUACAUCAGUUUUACAAUCUCAAAUCACCACAAGCAAUAAGAACACAAUCAUCAACGAUAUUAGUAAUGGCAGUUUUCAGUUAGUUGGUGGUUAUGACAAUACAAAGAUUAAUGUAACCAAAUUGGUUUCUGAAGAUUCAAAUUCAAAUAGUAGUAGCGCGGUUAGCUCCGAGGAAACAUAUCAAUAUCAUCAUCAACAACUCAACUUGGACCUUUCGAUUGGUCUUCCUUCAUCGACGUCACAUACUCAAAUAAACACAGACAAAUUGAAAAUAGAACAACUACAAGGUGAUGAGCAACAAGAAACAAAGGUUGUUACAACUAGUCAUGGUUUGUGUCUUUGUUACAAUUUAGGGUUUCAAAGCAACCAAGUGUGUUGUUGCAACAAAACCAUAGGUAAUAGUAUUACUACAACUGUUGCUGAUAAUAAUAUGUAUAGAUUUUAUAGACCCAUGGAUAUUUAGAACUUAAUUAAUUUAGAAGUUAACUAGAGUUAAUUAAUUAGUAGCUGAUCCAGCUCAAAAUUAAUAUUGUAAUGUUGCGUCUUUUGUGUUAGUUAAUUAACAUGAAAAUAGUUUAAUUUUGACAAAUUUUCAGAUGAAUUUUUGUUUCAGAGAAUUUAGUUGGAAUCUUCGCACAUUGAGUUAAAAAGCAACUAUAUAAAGAGAAUUUAGGAUUA
This is a messenger RNA of Trifolium pratense (red clover), 1459 nucleotides long. Its product is annotated as myb-related protein 308-like. Lineage: Eukaryota; Viridiplantae; Streptophyta; Magnoliopsida; Fabales; Fabaceae. The record is from RefSeq and is a predicted model, not a curated record. The transcript is spliced from 3 exons. Bases 354 to 1244 code for a protein of 296 amino acids.